Messenger RNA from Trichobilharzia szidati, 2420 nucleotides. NCBI's taxonomy places the organism in Eukaryota, Metazoa, Platyhelminthes, Trematoda, Strigeidida, Schistosomatidae. The record is from the annotation of a GenBank genome assembly.
CUAGAUUAUGAUUGACGAAAUUUCAACAUAGUUACUUUCUCUACUUAGCUUCUGAUAACUUCAAAAGAUUCGGUUACUAUUGAAACGUUGAAUUGAAAUACCGAGCGGUAUUACAAGACUUGCGUUAAGACAUGCGCCACUUCAACGUUGUAUUGGCUUGUGUUGUGUAGUCGUGUUCCUUGGAGUUAAGUGUUUUGUUAUAGCCCCCCUAUCAUUACUGCUAGUCAACAAAAAUGCCAUCAGAAGAUAAAAAGAAGAAAGCUCAAGCGAAGAAGGAUGCAGCGAAGAAACGAACUCAGAAGCCAGCAAAAACGGCACUGUCACAGCCAGAUGGUGAAGGUGAUGCAAAGAUAGUUGAUAAUGGAAGCGUUGGUGUUCCCGAUGGUUUGCCGUCUGGAUCUUCAGACUCCACCCAUCACGCACGUGAUGAAGACUUUAUGGGCAGUGACGACGAAAAUGAAAAAGUUCACCAGUCUUUGGUUGAGACUUUGGAGUGCUUGGAUCUCCUUAGUGAACGUGUUGCUGCACAUCGGUCUGUCACUGGCGUUCUGGCAUCCCAUCCCGAAGCUAGAGAUGUACAAUUUUCAAAUUUGAGUGUCUCUUUUCAUGGAAAAGUUCUGCUGGCAGACACUCGUCUGGAACUGAACAAUGGUAGAAGGUAUGGAUUGAUUGGUCCAAACGGUUGUGGAAAAUCUACUCUCCUUGCUGUGAUAGCCAAUGGAGAACUGACUAUACCACCGCAUAUUGAUAUCUUUCUGUUGCAACGUGAAAUGCCACCUUCAAAUAAAACUGCACUACAGUGUGUAAUGGAAGUUGAUAAAGAGCGUGUCCGAUUGGAGGAGGAAGCUGCUCUGCUUGCAACGAGUGAUGAGCCUGAGGCGAAUGAACGUCUAUUAGAAGUGUAUGAUCGCCUGGAACAUUUGGAUGCUGAUAAAGCUGAACCUAAGGCUGCUGAACUUCUGCAUGGUUUAGGAUUUACUGCUGAAAUGCAAAAGAAAGAGGUUCGUCAUUUCAGUGGUGGUUGGCGAAUGAGAAUUGCUCUAGCUCGUGCUCUGUUUGUUCGACCUGCUCUCCUACUUCUUGAUGAACCAACUAAUCACUUGGAUUUGAAUGCCUGCGUUUGGUUAGAGCGUCAGUUAGUCAAUUAUCCACGAUGCUUGGUCGUUAUUUCUCAUUCACAGGAUUUUCUAAACGGUGUUUGUAAUCAUAUCGUCUUGAUGAAUAAACAGAAACUGAGCUAUUUUGGUGGCAACUAUGAUCAGUAUGUGCGUACAAGAUGUGAAUUGGAGGAAAAUCAAAUGAAACGUUUUAAAUGGGAACAAGAUCAAAUCGCCUCUAUGAAAGAUUACAUAGCUCGAUUUGGACAUGGAAAUAAGAAAAUGGCUCGUCAAGCGCAAAGUAAAGAAAAAGUUUUACAGAAAAUGGUAGCCGGUGGUUUGGCUGAAAAGGUUGAAGGUGAUAAAACAUUGACAUUUUACUUCCCUGAUCCUGGAACAAUCCCACCUCCUGUCAUCCAGGUUCAACAAGUUAGUUUUCGAUAUGGACCAGGAAAGCCGUGGAUUUAUCGAAAUCUCGACUUAGCCAUUGAUUUAGAUCGUCGUGUUGCUUUAGUCGGUCCAAAUGGUGCGGGUAAAUCAACCUUGUUGAAGUUGAUUGCUGCUGAGCUGGAUCCAACUGAUGGUCUUAUUCGUCGUCAUUCACACCUUCGCAUAGGUCGUUAUCAUCAGCAUUUAGGUGAAAUGUUGGAUAUUAAUAUGAGUCCAGUCGACUGGAUGAUGAAGUGUUAUCCAGAAAUUAAAGAACGUGAUGAUAUGCGAAAGUUACUUGGACGUUAUGGUUUAAGUGGACCUCAGCAGGUAUGUCCUAUUCGUACACUAUCAGAUGGACAAAGAUGUCGAAUUAUAUUUGCUUGGCUUGCUCAAAAAGCUCCUCAUCUGUUGUUAUUGGAUGAACCUACAAAUCAUUUGGAUAUUGAAACGAUUGACUCAUUGGCUGAUGCUAUUGAUGACUUUGAAGGUGGUUUGCUACUUGUUAGUCACGACUUUAGACUUAUUUCACAGGUUGCGAAAGAAAUAUGGGUAUGUGAAAAUGAGAAAGUGACUCCUUGGGAAGGUGAUAUUUUCUCGUAUAAAAAGUAUUUAAUGCAGAAUGUUUUGAAUGAAGCCUAAUUGUGUAUCUGUUCUAAUCUGUCGAAUGAGUGAACAAAGGUUGACAUUAUUGUUAUUGGUAUAUUUGUGUACAGCUUUAUACGUUCCCCGCUUUUACAUAGAUUUACAGAUUUGCUUGCGUUUUUCACUCGCCUUUUCUCUAAUAACCUAAGCUCACAAAGCGAAAUCUUCUUCAUAUCAUGUUUUCGUUGGAAUUAGUUUGUCAGAGUUGUUCUUUUAUCCAUUUUGUCAAAUACACGGUUGGAAAUUGUU